CACCAGGCCCUUCGAUGAGGAGCUGGGGAUGAGGCCUGGGUCGCGCUCGGGCUAGGGGGUAGUGGUGACAGGAGGGGGCGGCGAUGAGUGAAGGAAGCCCGCUGUCUGCCCGAGAGGACCUCUCGGAGCCUUGGGGUGGGGAGCCAGGGCAGAGAGUGGGUUCUGCUGAGGAAGAGUGUCCAAGGUUCACCCGGGGGCGCCUAGAGGCCUCGGCCAUUCAGUCCAGGGGAAAAGAGGCAGGUGCUUCCCUGAAGGCACAGUGACAGGUCCAGUAAGCAGGGGACAAGGAAGAAGAGCUCCAAGGGAAAGGGAGCAGGCCUCUACCUUCCCCUAGAUGUGGGGGCGAUAGGAAGACACCUAAGGGUCCAGAUCUGUGAGGGAAUAAAAGAGAGCUUGGAGUAGUACCUCAUAUAGGUAGAGAGCAGGGUGAUGUGGCCUGUCGCGGAUGGGGAAACCUGAGUUUUUGAGGACCGGAGAGAAGAUGAUUGUUGGGAAGAAGGCUAGCAUAUCCCCGCUUUCUAAAACGACGGGGGAAUUGGCCUGGUGUUUCCUAAUUGAGGGGCAGGAGAGGUGAGAGCAGACUCGUGAGGGUCCUGGAGUGUGAUCCAUCCAGACUAAGACACGUCAAGUCUUGAUCAUGGGAAGCCUUGGCUGUCUAAGGAGGAGGAGGAGGAGGAGGCAUUCUCUCAAGAUGAGAGAAAUUCAAAAACACUUCCUAACAGACAAACAGGGGCCUUAACUCGUGUUUAUUUAGGAGAACCAAGAAGUGGCAUUUUCCUCCUUAACCUGGAGGAUUAAGGAAAGAGAGGAUCAGCUUAUUUUAGUCUCACAGGAUUCUUUUCUCUCUCUUUGCUUAUGGAACGUUUGGGGGACUUUUUCAUUAAAUUGUUGGACUGACCUAACUUGUCAGCCUUUUAUCGAUUAUGUGUAUUUAAUCUCUACUGACUUGACUUUUUUCAUUAGUUACCUGUUAGUUGGCUUACUCGUGUUUACAGCAAACAUAUUGAAUAGCCAACUUGUACUCAGCUUCAUGGAGUUAGUUUGGACUGUGUUUUAUUCUUGUCCUAAGAAGAAAUCUCCUCAACUGUAGUAUGUUGACCCUUCAAAAAACCCUUUUUGCAGUUGCUUCUCCAAACACCUACAGAGUGGUCACUAUUAAGUGAUUUAUCCGAAACUUCAUUUGCUCUGGCUUUUUACCUCAGUGGUCCUGUGUAGUGAUCUGUUGGCUUCAUUACAUCUGGUAGCGCCCUGGAUCACCUAGUAAAUACACGAAACAGAAUAAAGAAGGAAAAAAAUCAAGGAGUUUUGACCUCCUGUAAUAAUAAAGUUUUUAAGUUGGAAAUUUCUUAGAAUAGGCUACAUAGUCUACCAAAAUUUAAGUAUGAAACAAAUACAUUUUGGAGUUAGAAAAUUUCAGGAUAUAUGGUAUUUCUAUGACUCCCUCUCAGCUACCAACUAUCAUGUUCCUAUGAUCAUGUGACACUUGUGCUUACAUCUUGCCAUGUUUUUUAAACUUUUCAGAACACAAAAAUGAAUUUAAUCCAGAGUAGGUCAGGUAUCAUUGAUUUAAUUUUUUGAUAGUUUAUGUGAGUAAUCAUGUAGUUACUUUCAAGGUGUCUUGUCUUUGAAAAUAACUACAAAUAAUUCUUCCUUUUCACAGAAGUUUGACAUAUUUCCCUUAUGUGUGUUCUCUAGAAUUACAGAAUGUUGUGUGAUUCCACAAUGAAUACUCCAAGGUCCCAUCCAUAAAAUACCCAAAGGAGCAACUUACUCAUCUUCCCUUAGUUUUUGUUGCUAUAAACAAGAGCCACUUUUCAAUUUACACUCAGCUCAAAGAAAUGACCUUCCAAUUAGCCAGUGUAGUCUGUAGAGCUGGUUAAGGUUUCUUGCUUGGAAUAUGGUAUUUAGGGUAGUAAGAGAUAUUCAACCCAAACUUGCUUCUCUGAGGAAUGUAAGAAUUGCCAUGUGGGAUCAGACCUGUGUCUCUGACUGACAAUGAGAGACUUAUUGUGGAUGAUUAUAAUUAUCUUUUCUGGUAAACUCUCAGAAGGUUAGAAAAGCAGCCAUAAUAUUGCUUUUGAGUUCCAAGGUGUGGGAGGGGUAAGAAGUAAAAUAUGAGUUCUUAUUGAGGAAAGUAUCAAUCAAGAAGUUAGUCAACCACUUAUUCAGAGUAUUGUAGAGAGAGAACUCAACCUUAGGGUAGAAGGUUGAACUAGAAGCAUCCUUCUAAUUUUGCUUUUCUAAUCCAUUAAUUUACCUAUGCUGUUAAUUUAACAUUUAAACCACUUUUUUGAAAUAAUAAAUUAUCUGUGAUUGUUAUAUGCUAAAGUAUUAUAUCUUUUAAAUUCGUUGAAUAUGUAGCAGGAUAGUGCUUGACAACAAAUAAGUGUCUGACAAAUGUUAGCUGUGAUUAUUUCAAUUCAUCCUACAUUUUUAUGGUUCAAACUUUAAAGAUAUCGAUCAGUUCACUUAUUUUAGGAUUUGAUGGCAUUUUAUACUUCAUUAUAUUCCUUUUGGCAUUUUCUAGACUCAAAGGUCCUAAUCAUUUAGGUUCUGUUUCUGGCAGCCAGCCAAACUGGUCCAUUGAUUCCCCAUCCCCCCAACUCCAGUUUUAAACUUUUAAUUUACAGAAGUUCAGAUUGUAUAUUCUAGUAUCUUGUAAUUGCUUUUUUCCUCUACUGUAUGACAGUAUCACAUAUCUCUUUCCCUUCUGUAGUUCCUUAAGAGCAGAUACCAUCCCUUUUCAUAUCUAAGGAGCCUAACUGUCCGAUGUGAUUUCUCCCCAUCAUUACGGCCAGUUCAAGCUUUCUAAGCAAAUUUAUGUCCCCUAAAUUAAAGAAGAAAGUUCUAGAAGUCUUUUAGGGUAAAGUGAGUCACUGACUGCAUGAAAAUUUAUUACAUACCUGCUGUGGACCAGAUUUCCUUAGAAAGUUUUAGGUAGGCAGUUCUGUAAAUAGAAGUCUGAUAUUUGAAAACUGUUGCACUUGUGGCCCUGGGCACUGAGCAUAGGGAAGCCUGUUAAAAAAGUAAAGCUGGUUUUUCUCUCCCAGGAUGCAGUCUGGUGAGGAGAGACUGACAGAGUGGGCUGAUGCUUGUGACAGGGAUGCUCCAGGCGCUGAAGGAGGCAAAAAGACCCCCUCAAAUCUAGUCAAGGAAGUCACAGAUGGCCUCUCUGAGGAAGUGAUGUUUUCAAUGUCACAAAAGUAUAGCAGUGACUUGCCAAAACAGAAAAAAAGAAUUCCAGGUAGAGCAAAUAAGUGUGAAGGCUCAGGUGAGGAAAUAUGGCAUGUUUGAGAAUUUGGAAAAAAUGCAAUGGCAGGAGCCCACAAUGUGAGAGGAAGCACUGUGGGAAGUGAGGCCAGCAGGGUGGGCAGGGGACAGAUCUGGUGGGUUUUAUAAGUCAGGGUGUUUGCACCGUAAUAGCAGCAGAGGGAGUGCCCUGAAGGGUUUUUUAAGUGGGGAAAAUGGCUUUUAGUUAGAUCAUUUUGUCUGUUAUCUAAUGAGUUGGAGAUCCGGACCAGAGGUUAGGAUACUGAUGAGAAGCAGCUGGAAAAAUCCAGCAUUCCCAGCUAUCUGACUUCAUGUGAAAGAUGGCUAAUGCAGAAGUGAGUGUCCCAGUGGGAGACGUGGUUGUGGUACCCACUGAAGGAAAUGAAGGGGAGAGCCCUGAAGAUACUAAAACCCAAGUGAUCUUGCAGUUACAGCCUGUGCAACAAGGGAUUUAUGAAGCUGGAUCUGAGAACAAUACGGCAGUUGUGGCAGUAGAAACUCACACAAUACACAAAAUUGAAGAAGGGAUUGAUGCAAGCACUAUAGAAGCAAAUGAGGAUAUGGAAAUUGCUUACCCCAUAACUUGUGGGGAGAGCAAAGCCAUUCUCCUUUGGAAGAAGUUUGUAUGUCCAGGAAUAAAUGUAAAGUGUGUCAAGUUCAAUGAUCAGUUGAUCAGCCCCAAGCAUUUUGUUCAUCUGGCUGGCAAAUCCACCCUGAAGGACUGGAAGAGAGCUAUUCGUCUGGGUGGAAUCAUGCUCAGGAAAAUGAUGGACUCCGGACAGAUUGAUUUCUACCAACAUGACAAGGUUUGCUCCAAUACCUGCAGAAGCACCAAAUUUGAUCUUCUUAUCAGCAGUGCAAGAGCUCCAGUGCCAGGACAGCAGACAAGUGUGGUGCAGACGCCCACAUCGGCCGAUGGUAGCAUCACACAGAUUGCCAUCUCAGAAGAGAGCAUGGAAGAGGCAGGGCUGGAAUGGAACUCUGCUCUCACUGCUGCUGUCACCAUGGCCACAGAGGAGGGCGUGAAGAAAGACUCAGAGGAAAUUUCAGAGGACACUUUGAUGUUCUGGAAAGGAAUAGCUGAUGUUGGACUGAUGGAAGAGGUUGUCUGCAAUAUACAGAAGGAAAUAGAGGAGCUACUUAGGGGAGUUCAGCAGCGGCUCAUCCAGGCUCCCUUCCAGGUCACAGAUGCUGCUGUUCUUAACAAUGUAGCACAUACAUUUGGCCUAAUGGACACAGUCAAGAAGGUUUUGGACAACAGGAAGAACCAAGUAGAACAGGGAGAAGAGCAGUUUCUCUAUACUCUCACAGACUUGGAACGCCAGUUGGAAGAACAGAAGAAGCAAGCCCAGGAUCACAGGCUGAAAUCCCAGACAGUUCAAAAUGUGGUACUGAUGCCUGUGAGCACUCCUAAGCCUCCCAAAAGGCCCCGGCUCCAGCGGCCAGCCUCCACCACCGUCCUGAGCCCUUCUCCUCCUGUCCACCAGCCUCAGUUCACAGUCAUCUCACCCAUCACCAUCACGCCAGUGGGUCAGUCAUUUUCCAUGGGCAAUAUUCCAGUGGCCACCCUCAGCCAGGGCUCCAGUCCUGUGACUGUCCACACACUGCCUUCUGGCCCUCAGCUCUUCCGUUAUGCCACAGUGGUCUCCUCAGCCAAGAGCAGCUCACCAGACACAGUGACCAUCCACCCUUCGUCUAGCUUGGCCCUGCUAAGCUCCACCGCCAUGCAGGAUGGGAGUACCCUGGGCAACAUGACCACCAUGGUGAGCCCUGUGGAGCUGGUGGCCAUGGAGUCUGGCCUAACCUCGGCCAUCCAGGCAGUUGAAAGCACCUCAGAGGAUGGGCAGACCAUCAUUGAGAUUGACCCAGCCCCAGACCCAGAGGCUGAGGAUACUGAGGGCAAAGCAGUCAUUUUGGAGACCGAACUGAGGACUGAGGAGAAAGUCGUGGCUGAGAUGGAAGAACACCAGCAUCAAGUCCACAAUGUGGAGAUUGUGGUCUUAGAAGAUUAACUGGGGGUCUCGGGGCCAGGAGAUAUGUUUUGGUUUGGAAUUUUAAUUAUUUGUUUAUUUUUAUCAUUGUCCCACUCAUUUCCACAUAGGAUCCUUUUUUUUAAAAAAAACAAGAUCUCAUUGUUGUAACUGAACAUGUCGGGUCCCUUCCAGCCCCUCUCUGAAAGAUGGACAAAACAAGCUGCCCUUCUGGAAGUUGAGAGUAGGUCAUUCAAUGUCCUAACCAUCUUACAUCAAGAGAGUUACUUCUUUGAGGGGAGGCAUCAAGAUAACCUGAAACCCUCUCCAGAAGUCACUUUCCAGGCUAGUCUCUCUGUGUAUACACGUGGUUUUAGUCUCAUAAAGGUGCAUUGACCAAACCAGGGAACACAGAUCUGACCCUGAAGGCAACCCACUCACACAUGGAUGCAAAAAUAUACUUGUUGUUGUAUCCUGGAACAAGCCCUCAGAGGCCAGUGCAAAACCCCCAAAAGUGAGUUGACUCUGCUUAGAGGGGAAGAUAACAAACUAGCAGAAGCUUAAAAAGGGAAGUGCUUUGGCCAGGAUGGGGCAAGGAAAUUAUCUUACUUCCAGAAGUGCUACUGAUGCCUCUUGCUGUCUCUGAGGGUUACCACCAUGGGUGCCGUUUUGAGGCAAGGCCAGUGUUAAGCGGAAGGGUACAUUUUCACCAAGCAGGUGGCGUCAGGGACCUGCAGCUUGGCAGAGAUAAGAAUCCAGAGAUGUCACAGCUGUGCUUUGGGGCUAAGGCUUACCUUGCAGCCGCUCUGUCAAAGCACUUACCCUCCUAGUCCAUUCAUUUGCAAACUGUGUUGUGGUGUAAAAUCGCUCUGGUCCUUAGACUGUGGCUGUUCUGGGCGGGUGGGGCUCCAAGGCCAUCAUUUUUAUUGCAUGACUCCAGGAGCAGGAGAGUUCCUCUUCCAGACCAACUGCCCUUUUUUGCGGGGCCCUUUCUUGACUUUGGAACCAAAAGCAGCCACUCCUUUGGUGCUUCCUCUUGUUUUCCCCUGUAUCCCUGAAUGGUUAAUGGCAUCUGUCUCCUGGAUCCCACGCUCUUCAGCUUUUUGGCUGAUUCAGAGAACAGUGACAGGUGGCUGCCUGCCUUCAUCCCCUUUUAGAUUCAUUUCUACCAUUUAUACCACAGAUGUUUCUGUGAGAUAUUGAGCUCAUAAAGGACCCUUAGGUUUGGCAGGGAGGACUCAACACCCCAGCCUAUCAAGUAGAUGUCUCCUGAGCAAGCUGGACUUCCUGGGAAAGAAGCAUUGUCUGCAGCAUUAUAUUAUAGGAAAUGUACCAGGAAUGUAACCAUAAUGUCUUUGGGUGGGGAGGGGUAUUUUGUUUUGUUCUUUUUUUAAUGUUUUUGUAUAUUUGGAGCUGGGCCCAUUUUCUGUGCUGUGAUUCUCUUUGACCAUCUUCAGUGUUUGGGGAAAGAGUGGACCCUGGUUUUUAUUUCUAAAGAAUGCAUUGUUUACUGCACUAAGAAAAAUGUAGGGAAACUGCAGACCAUUUAAAGGAAAAGUAGGUCAAAAAAGAAAGCACACAUCUUAGGAGUGGGAGAUCUUUUUUUUUUUUUUUUUAAUUAAAAACAAAACUUUGACCUGUA
This is a messenger RNA of Bubalus bubalis (water buffalo), 6882 nucleotides long. RefSeq names its product glucocorticoid modulatory element binding protein 1 (gene GMEB1). Gene Ontology annotation, molecular function: DNA-binding transcription activator activity, RNA polymerase II-specific; RNA polymerase II cis-regulatory region sequence-specific DNA binding. The coding region runs from base 3591 to 5282 and encodes 563 amino acids. The record is from RefSeq and is a predicted model, not a curated record. Gene Ontology annotation, cellular component: nucleus. NCBI's taxonomy places the organism in Eukaryota, Metazoa, Chordata, Mammalia, Artiodactyla, Bovidae. The transcript is spliced from 10 exons. Gene Ontology annotation, biological process: positive regulation of transcription by RNA polymerase II.